GCGUACACCGUGCAGACCGUGACGCUCUUCUUUGACUUUGCCGACGCUACGUCAUCGUUGUCUGUCACUGGCUUGUCGGCCAGCUGCCGGCGUCGAGCUUUCCACUCUCGAUCCCGGUACUCGGCGUCGGGACGAUGCAGCUGCGACAGCUGUUCUUCAACUUCAAACAACGUACCACUGAUAAUGGGCACACUUCUCUUUACCUCUUUUCGCGCCUAAAUGAGACUCGUCACUAUCGAGAAUCGUUGCGUCUCUGUAUAACGUUUCGUUCGAAUACGCGUAACUUUAGGUUAGAACCAAUCACUUUCGAUAACACCGUGCGAGAGUUGCAAUUCGAUUUUCGUGUUUUGUUUGUACACACACGUAGAUCUGACAACAAUUAGUUUCAAUUAACAAUUAACGACACUAUGUGAGAGUUAGAAUCCAAUAGUAGGCUGAUUUUUGUAUCUUCGUCGUGAAUACGCGUACAUUUACGAUCGAUUACUUGCGAAAACACCGUGCGAGAGUUAGAAUUCGAUUCUCGUAUCUUGCUUGUUAAUACGCGUAGGUUUACAAUCGAUUGUUUCGACAACACCGUGCGAUAAUUAAAAUUCUAUAGUAAUUCGGUUUCCGUGUCUUCCUUUUACGUAACCCUUUCAAUGCAGAAAUAGGUUACAAUAACUUUCUACAACACUGCUGUUAGAAUUCGAUGAUAAUUCGAUGGUAAUUCGAUAUCUACGACACGCGCGCUAAACUGUCCGCGUCGAUCACUUGUUACGCAGUUCCGCGUCGAUAAAAACGUAACUCGAACCAAUUAUGUAUCGGCUACCGGGUUACCACUAUUGACACAGUGACGGAUCCCGUCGGAUCACGGCAACGAAAAAUCAUCUUCCAGCGCGCGGGAAGAUCUCUCAAACACUCUCGUGACCGUUUACGAGUUCACUGUCACUGGUUCGUCGAAGCGAGAACAAUCGAGACAUGGAACAGUCGAUCACCGUCGUUUGGCGCGCGCAUCACGCGGAAACGGUCGAACAUCGACGAAUGUCACUACACCGAUCGAUCACGAUCCCGCUCCGGUUAAUCUCGAAUUUUGGAGCUCGUGCAACGUCGUGUCCCCUUGUGUGCAGCGUUGUUGCGACGUAUUCAUCGUCGCGUUCAUCCAAAAGAUUCUAUCACAAUCAACACUCACUUGGAUUACCAACCGGUGGGACCAAACAACGGAAGUGGAAUGAUCAUUCCCAAUACCGGAUAUCAACAGGAGCCAUCAACUUCCAUCGUAAACGGCAUUCGUCAGAAAACCGAAAGAAAGGUUCGAUCAUCGGAGUAUACGAUGUUCGAGGUUGCGUCCACCGUAAUGAACCAAAUCGAUCAAAGAUACCGGGCCAAUUUGCGAACGUAUAGACGAAACAUCGUUCUGAACUAAACGAUCGAAAGAAAGAGGCGA
Molecule: messenger RNA, 1423 nt
Organism: Bombus pyrosoma
Lineage: Eukaryota; Metazoa; Arthropoda; Insecta; Hymenoptera; Apidae
Exons: 3
Coding region: 958-1380 (140 amino acids)
Source: RefSeq, a predicted model, not a curated record